GUCACCAAAGAGUUCAUGGACAAGACAUGCCAUGAGGAGCGCUUGGCAGUGGUCCGCGUUUUCUCCACGGACGAGGAGGUGAUGCUGUUGAACGACUCCGGCAUGAUGUGGGAGUCCGUCAUGCCGUGCAUGACGAAGUCCAACAAGAGCAUGAUCGACCUUAUCCUGGUCUAUAGCAAGGAUCUGUCCAAGAACAUGAUGGCCCAGCAGGUGGUGAUGGACUUGGAGGAUGGGUUCAAGAUGAAGAUGGACAUGGACAUGUACAACUCCACCAACAUGACGAACGGCACCAUGUACAGCUGGAUGAAGUGCUUCUCAAACAUCAAGCACAUGUCAGCCAUGCUGAAUCCGGAGCAAGAUGUGUACGACAGCAACGGUUACACCACGAACAAGCACUGGGUUUCCGGUCCGAAUACCGUCUUCAAGAGCAUCAUGGACGCCAUGUAUGCAGGUCCUUACAUGAACAUGUACGACUCCUUUUUCCUGAUGGAGAUGGACGCUGUGCCCAUCAAGAAUUAUUGGCUCGACCAGUUCGAGAUGGAGGCCCACGAAAUGCCGGACAACAACAUGGCUGUGCGGGGCAGCCAGUACCUGGGCGACAAGUGGGAUCUCUUCAAGCACAUGAUGCCGGAGUACUUGGUGGAGCACAUCAAUGGCAAUGCCAUCUACAACCUCAAGCACAACUGGACCCAGUUUUUGUACACCUCCUUCACGGCCCAUGGCCCUAUGAACAUGAUGGAGGAAAUGGCGUUCGACGUGGCAUUCGCCAUGGUCACCAUGGCGGCCAUGAGCGGGGAUCCGGGGUUCGCACCAAGCUGGAUGGAGUGCAAAGGCACCAACAUGACCUACAACGCGAACACGAUGCUUGUGGGAAACUAUGCCAACACCCUCCUGAACACGAGCUUCGAGUUCCCGACCUACAUCCGCCAUGGCUCCAGUAAGAACCUCUUCAUGAACCUGCCGGACAACGACGUCACGUUGGGCGUGGCCUACUUCGAUCAGCAGGGCCACCUGCGCGAGACGGUUCCGACGAAUCAUCCGUUCAAGAAGAUUUUGGGCCUUGCCUACUUUGAUACAACGAUGGCAGAUGAGGAGAUCCCUGCACCAGGUGGCAACGUCACCUUGAAGAUGCAGAAAGCCACCUACGAGCCCAUGUAUCACUUGUGUGAGGUUGCCAAGUUGGUUGACACCAAGUGGUUUGCGCUCACCGACAACUAUCACAUUGUGAAAGCCCCGGUGAGCGUUCUGAUGGAGACGAUGGACAAGCCCGUGCUGCCGUACGUCUUGAAGG
Messenger RNA from Symbiodinium pilosum, 1291 nucleotides. The record is from the annotation of a GenBank genome assembly. NCBI's taxonomy places the organism in Eukaryota, Dinophyceae, Suessiales, Symbiodiniaceae.